Salvia miltiorrhiza (redroot sage) is the source of this 1239-nucleotide messenger RNA. RefSeq lists its product as uncharacterized. Bases 1 to 1239 code for a protein of 412 amino acids. The transcript has a single exon. The record is from RefSeq and is a predicted model, not a curated record. NCBI's taxonomy places the organism in Eukaryota, Viridiplantae, Streptophyta, Magnoliopsida, Lamiales, Lamiaceae.
AUGGCGCACGAGAUUAAAGCAGAACUGCAGAGCAUUUGGCAAGUCCCUAACGAUUGGCAAUUAAUACCCAUGGGAAAAGGGUAUUUCACGCUGAAAUUCGGGUCGAUGGAGGAUAAGAAGAUGGCUAAGAAAGUUUCGACUCAAGACAUCAACGGCGGUCUCCUCAGGUUACGUGAAUGGGUACCAAAAUUUAACCCCUACAAGGAAGCUUCUUCGCUUGUGCAGGUUUGGGUUCGAAUUUACUAUCUUCCCAUUGAACUUUGGCAUCCGGAAGUUAUCUCCACCAUUGGUCGUUAUCUCGGCUCUCCUCUAAAGAUUGAUGCUUCCUCUGCGGUUGGAGAAGUAGGACACUACGCGAGGGUUAUUAUUGAAAUAGAUAUGUCGUUGCCUCUUCGUGAGUAUGUCAUGAUAGAUGAAGAUGACAGCUCUCUUUAUGUGGAAUUCAGUUAUGAAAAUCUACCUGCUUACUGCAAUCGUUGUAAGAUCACAGGACAUUCGACCGAUAAAUGUCGAAGAACGAAGGCAAGUUUGGAGAACGUUAAUAAUAAGGGAGGGGGAGUCAAUGGUAGCAAUCUAAAUAAUAUACAGCAGGAAGUUAGAAAGGAGAGCGUCAACGAGAAGGAAGGGAGGAGUGAUAAUUCCAACAUGGACUCGUUGGGCGGAAACAAUAAUAUGCAGCAGCAGGUGAUACAGCAGAAAGACAACAUGUUGCCACAAACUACGUCAACUGCUUGGCAGCCGAAAGUGGUGAUCGACAUGCAAUCGCGGGACAUGACAGAUGAAUUGGAAGUAGGGGAAACAGAAGAAACAAGUGCUAAAAGUAUUGAACCAUUUCAGGCGGACCAAAGUGGCGUCUCUGGACCUGAUAUUCUUGAGCGAAUCUUGGUGGAGGCCGAAGACCCGGAUACUGAAGCGCCUGCUUCGGAGCGCUUUGGUAUUGACAACACGGAACCUUUAAAUGCUGGGAAUGACCCGGUGUUGAACCCGGCAACGGAGAUGAAGGAAGGAGGCUCUUCCUCCUUAGGUUAUAACGGAGAGAAGUUACAGGAGAAGGAUUUAAAAGCAUUAGCUCUUGAGAAUGCCAUGAAAAUCCAGAGACUCGAAUCUCUUAUUAAAGAUAUUCCUCAAGAGAACAAUCAAGCUGCUGCAAAACGGGGCCGCGGCAGACCGCCAGGAAAUGGACGAGGCGGAAGGCGGGCGGAGUAUAAACACUCCGGCUGCGGAUUCCAUCAAAAGUAG